AACCCUCAGUUUGCUGAGCUGAUGAGUGGGGUUGGUAGAGCGAGACUCCACGCAGAGAGACGCUGCACACGCGGGGAACAGCACUCCGUUUCCGUUACAGUCACUGUCCUUCUGAACGCUCCGCACACAGCGAUCCUUUCCACUGUCAGUCAAAACUGGAAGGACUAUGACAGAUAGACCCAUCUGCCAGUUUGGAGUGAGCCAGCUGGGAAGAUAGAACAUUUGUGACUUCUACAUCUCCAUCACAAAGAUGAGGAAUAUUAUCCUGGGCAUUGUUUGUCUCUGUAUUUGCCUGACCCUUGAUGAUGCACUGGCUUUAAAUGGACGAAGGACACACAUAGCAGAUGGAGAGGGAAUAGAAGCAGCCAUCAGAGGAGAGAAGUUGCUGAAACGAGUGAGGCGAGGCUGGAUGUGGAACCAGUUUUUCCUGCAGGAGGAGUAUACAGGCUCUGACUACCAGUAUAUUGGCAAGCUCCAGUCAGACCAGGACCAUGGCGAUGGCUCAGUGAAGUACGUUCUUUCUGGCGAGGGGGCUGGCACCAUCUUUGUCAUUGAUGAGAAUAACGGCGAUCUGCACGCCACGCGCCGCCUUGAUCGAGAGGAGAAGGCCUUUUAUGUCCUCAAAGCCACAGUGGUCAACAAGUGGACGGGUCAAAAACUGGAGCCAGAGACCGAGUUCAUCAUCAAACUCCACGACAUCAAUGACAACGAACCAAAGUUCAGCAAAGAGGUGUACACUGCCAGUGUUCCUGAGAGGUCUGAUAUUGGUACAUCGGUCACCCAGGUGACAGCUACAGAUGCUGAUGACACAAUGUAUGGGAACAGUGCCAAACUGGUCUACAGCAUCAGUCAAGGACACCCAUACUUCUCUGUGGAGCCAAACACUGGUGUGAUCCGGACAGCCCUGGGUCCUGGUGACAUGGACCGUGAGCAGAGGGAGCACUACCAGGUGGUGAUCGAAGCCAAGGACAUGGGUGGACAGAGAGGAGGCCUCACUGGGAGCACUGUGGUUAAAAUCACUCUCACUGACGUCAACGACAACCCUCCCCACUUCACUCAGAGUAUAUACCAGUUCAGAGUUCCUGAAUCGUCCACGUCCGGCUCUGUCGUUGGGAGAAUUCAGGCCACUGAUAAAGACAUUGGAAAGAACACUGAGAUGGACUUCACCAUCAUCAGCGGUGACGGGAUGGAAAUGUUUGACAUUUCCACUGACAAAGAAACACAAGAAGGACUCGUCACUGUCAGAAAGCCUUUGGAUUAUGAGAAGAAACCAUCAUACACGAUCGAGAUCCAGGUCCAGAACACCCAGGAAUAUGUUCGCUUCGUGUCCUCAGGCCCAAAAGACGUGGCUACGGUUCGGUUGGCCGUGGAUGAUGUGGAUGAGCCGCCUGUGUUUAAAAAAGCCAGCUACCUGUAUGAGGUGAAAGAAGAUGUUGCGGUGGGCACAGUGGUGGGCUCAGUCAGCGCCAUGGACGCCGACAGAGCUCGCAGCAUUGUCAAUUACUCCAUCGACCGCCGCACUGACAGGGGCCACCUCUUCAACGUCUAUCCGAUGAAUGGAUCUGUGUUCCUGCUCAAAAGCCUGGACAGAGAGACGACUGCAUGGCAUAAUAUUUCAGUUGUUGCCACAGAGCUGAAUAAUCCCCGUCAGAGCAGCAGCGUCAGUGUCUACAUCCGUCUGCUGGACAUCAAUGACAAUGCUCCCAUGUUUGCCACUGUGUACGAAACCUUUGUCUGUGAGAAAACCAAGGCUGGCCAGCGGAUCCAGACAGUGAGUGCUGUUGAUGCUGAUGAGCCAUCAUCCGGACACAAGUUUGCCUUUAGUCUGGCUCCAGAGGAGACUCACCACAGAAAUUUCAGCGUCAGAGACAAUGGAGACAACACUGCUGGCAUCCUGACUGGCCGAGCCACCUAUAGCCGCCUUCACAAGAGCGUCUACUUGGUUCCUGUGGUGAUCACCGAUGAUGACUACCCCAUGCAGAGCAGCACUGGCACACUUACUGUGAGGGUUUGUACCUGUGACCAUGAAGGCAACAUGGAGCUGUGUAAACCCGAAGCUCUGAGUAGCUCACCUGGCCUCAGCACAGGAGCCCUCGUUGCCAUCCUCCUCUGUGCCAUCAUACUCCUCUGAACACUCUGUGAUUUCAUCCGAACAUUGAGAUUGAGAGCGGGGGCAAACAAAAACCACUUACAGUUUUGGUGCAGACACAAUUCUUUUCCCCGGAGACACCGUUCACUGUCCUUACAAGAAAACUCAUAAUGAUCAGAAGUUGUUGCUGUAAAGUUAAUAUAGUUCAAAGACAGACCACAAGGCGGCACUAU
Pundamilia nyererei is the source of this 2322-nucleotide messenger RNA. Its product is annotated as cadherin-6-like. NCBI's taxonomy places the organism in Eukaryota, Metazoa, Chordata, Actinopteri, Cichliformes, Cichlidae. The coding region runs from base 251 to 2131 and encodes 626 amino acids. The transcript has 12 exons. Gene Ontology annotation, biological process: cell morphogenesis; homophilic cell-cell adhesion; cell-cell junction assembly. The record is from RefSeq and is a predicted model, not a curated record. Gene Ontology annotation, cellular component: plasma membrane; adherens junction; catenin complex. Gene Ontology annotation, molecular function: calcium ion binding; cadherin binding; beta-catenin binding.